This is a messenger RNA of Miscanthus lutarioriparius, 633 nucleotides long. The record is from the annotation of a GenBank genome assembly. Lineage: Eukaryota; Viridiplantae; Streptophyta; Magnoliopsida; Poales; Poaceae.
AUGAGGAAGGAGAUCAUAAUCCGGAUUCACGUGAAAUCCGACAAGUGCCAGGCCAAGGCCAUGAAGGUGGCAGCAGCGGGCAGCGGAGUGGAGUCCGUGACGCUGGCCGGCGGCGACAAGAGCCUGCUGCUGGUGAUCGGCGACGGCGUGGACUCGAACAAGCUACUGAAGAAGCUCAAGAAGAAGGUGGGCGAGGUGGAGAUCGUGGAGCUGCGGACGCACGACACGUUCGAGGCGGCGGCGCUCCCGCUCCCGGGGACCAAGAAGGAGCUGGCGGCGAUGAUGGCGAUGGCGGCGGCGCGGUCGCCCUACAACAACAACCACCACCAGCACCAGCAGUGGCAGCACAGCUACGCCGCGGCGCCCACAAGUCCGUACUCCUACCACUACUACCCGUCGCCGGUGGGCGGUGGCUACGGCUACGGCUAUGGCUAUGGCUACGGGGCCGGCGGCGCCGCGGUCAGCAGCUACUCGCGGGCGGUGGCGCGCAGCCAUCCGGCCAAUUACUCGCCGAUGGUGGAAAGGCACGACUACCAGCCCAUGGACCACUCCUCUUCCUCCUCGGGAAAGCGGAGGCAGACUAUGGCGGUGCCGCGCCAUGGCAGCGGCACCAACAGCUGCACCAUACUCUAG